GUGACGUCGUCACUUCCUCUGCGGAGAAGGCUCGCGAACGGACGGUUUGGCUGUAGCAACCGCGGUCGGCGUCCAGCGCUGCGAGGCGGGAGGAUGAGCGACAGCGGGGAGCAGAACUACGGCGAGCGGGAGUCCCGUUCCGCUUCCAGAAGCGGAAGCGCUCACGGUUCCGGCAAGUCUCCAAGACACUCACCUGCUAGAUCUAGGUCCAAGGAAGGUUCAAGGCGAUCUAGGUCAAAGUCUAGAUCAAGAUCUGAAUCUCGAUCCAGAUCAAGGAGGAGUUCUCGCAGACAUUAUACGAGGUCACGUUCACGUUCUCGAUCCCAUAGGAGGUCAAGAAGCAGAUCUUACAGCCGCGACUAUCGUCGCCGACACAGUCACAGCCAUUCUCCUAUGUCUACUCGGCGUCGUCAUGUUGGCAACAGAGUAAGGCUGGGAUGGCAGCAGUUGACCAGAGAUAAUUCAGCUGUGUGUGUCUUUGGAGGUUCUAAAGUUUUCAAAUUACCCAGAAAUCAUGCAAAUCCCGACCCAAACUGUUGUCUUGGUGUGUUUGGAUUAAGCUUGUACACAACAGAAAGGGACCUGAGAGAGGUAUUCUCCAAAUAUGGCCCAAUUGCUGAUGUUUCUAUUGUAUAUGACCAGCAGUCCCGACGUUCUAGAGGAUUUGCCUUUGUGUACUUUGAAAGUGUUGAUGAUGCUAAGGAGGCAAAAGAACGUGCUAAUGGAAUGGAACUUGACGGAAGACGGAUCAGAGUUGAUUUCUCAAUAACAAAAAGGCCUCACACGCCUACUCCUGGAAUUUAUAUGGGGAGACCUACUUAUGGAAGUUCCCGACGGAGAGAUUACUAUGACAGAGGUUUUGAGAGAGGAGGCUAUGAUGACCGUGACUAUUAUAGCAGAUCAUACAGAGGAGGAGGUGGUGGCGGAGGAGGUGGUGGCGGAGGAGGAGGAGGGUGGCGAGGUGCCCAAGACAGGGAUCAGAUGUACAGGCGAAGAUCUCCAUCUCCCUAUUACAGCAGGGGGGGCUACAGAUCUCGCUCCCGGUCUCGAUCCUAUUCACCUCGUCGCUAUUGAAGUGUGAAACAAAGAACUUUGUAGCUACAGACAGUGCAUUGAGAUUGCAAUCUUGUGGACAAUAUUUUGUUACUUUUGUUCAAGUCUAAUAGUGCCUAGUGAAUAGGUGACUUUUACACCUUUUAUGGAGACUACUUUUGGUGAAGUUUUAAAAUGCUGUUUCAUUCUGCAUAUUUGUGUAGUUUGUGCUUUGUUCAAAGUUAUGUUUUGAGAACAGUAUGUCUUCUGCAUGUGUUUUAGUCUGAGCUUUGCAGAAGGGUUUCUAUUGUCCAAAGUUCUUCAUUCAGUUUUUGUUUUUGUUUUUUUACAGUUUCCAAGGUAUUUUGAAGAACAAAACCUGUGUAAUAUGCUUUGAAAUGGUGGCAUAAUAAAGUUUUUUUUUAACUUACUUUGAAGCCCAUAUCUCCUACUUAGCCAAAGUUUGAGUCGGAGAAAGAAUAAAACCUUUACCAAAUUCAGAGCAGUAUCCAAAAUUCUGUACCCCAAACCUUUCUCAAAUACUUUCUGUAAUAUGAAGUAUGAAUAAAAAUCCACAUUGUAACUUGUUAUUUCUGUAAGUAGGUUAAGCUUUUCAUAUUAGCAGAUGUAAGUGCUGGAAACUUGUGAUAAGGAACGUGUAUUUUAUGAUAUAAAGGUGAUCUGGAAAUUCAGUUGUUAAAACAGUUUUCAAAACA
Podarcis muralis (Common wall lizard) is the source of this 1748-nucleotide messenger RNA. RefSeq names its product transformer 2 beta homolog (gene TRA2B). The record is from RefSeq and is a predicted model, not a curated record. NCBI's taxonomy places the organism in Eukaryota, Metazoa, Chordata, Lepidosauria, Squamata, Lacertidae. Gene Ontology annotation, molecular function: RNA binding.